This is a messenger RNA of Pseudo-nitzschia multistriata, 2365 nucleotides long. NCBI's taxonomy places the organism in Eukaryota, Bacillariophyta, Bacillariophyceae, Bacillariales, Bacillariaceae. The record is from the annotation of a GenBank genome assembly.
CAUUGGUUGUUGGGUUGGUUUGGUAGGUUUAGGUGCAUUGAUAAUGGAGGCAUAUAGGUUCAUUUGGCUGGUGUUUUCUUCAGGUAUUGGGGUGGCUGUUGUGUUUGCAAGCAGUUGGUGGAGUCUUCUACUAGUAUGAUGUGUAUGUUGUGGUGGUUUGGGCUGAUUGUUGGUGGUGCAAUGUUUCUUUGCAGGGUGGUGGCUGGUGUUUGGAAUUGGUUGUGGGUGGGUUCCGGUGGCGUUUGGUACAGGUAGUGGUGUUGGUUGGUUAGCUGGGGUGACUCAUUGAGUAGGAGGUUGCUGGUUGCUGGGUCCUCUUUUUUGCGUGUGCAUGCUGCUAGGAGCCAUUUUGCAGUUGCAGAGAUUCGGUGAUUGAUUUCUCCCUAAUGAGGUUGUUGUGACAUUUGUUCAGAUGAGUGGGUACUAGUUGGUUGGUGCAAUAGAACUCUAGGAGGGAGGAUGGGAUGUGUCCUAGGAGUCUCUUGUUUUUUGCUUUUGUGGUUGUAUGGGAUUUGAGGAAGGGGAUUGGGUUUUUGUUUAGGGCUUGUUUGGUUGUGUUGGGGCCAGUGAUUUGUAGGCACUUCCUGUUGUCAGGGUUAGUAAGUGCUUCCUGACAUUGGAUUGUGAGGACCUUGCAGUUGGCUGGGUGUAGAUCAAUGACAUGGAGUAUGUUUUGGCUGUGUCCCAGGGCAAAGACUGGUGAAACCCUGUUGUUGUCAAGGAUUGCUGCUUGGUACACAAGUCCCAGGUUGUGGGGGAUGAUCCUUUAGGAUGGUGACGAUGGCAUCACAGACUACAGGAGCAAGGGCAAGGGCUGGCAUGCUGACAGUGUGUAAGCUUUGGGAGAAUUUGGUUUGUACAAAUUUUACUUUGUGAGCAUUUUGCUGCAGUUGAUUGUUGUUGUUCUGCGUGUUUUCGCUUUGUUGUUUGUUUCUGGGGUGAUGUGGUGUCAGAGUGUCCCUUUUCUGGGUUACAUUGCCUAAAUUUGUCUUUUGUUGGUGGUAAUUGCUGAAUUCAUUGAGUUGUUGGUCUUGUUGUUCUUUUUUUGGGGCAUUUCUUUGUUGCUGUUUGUUUGCUUUUGUUGGGUGCUGUUUUGUGACAGGGGGCGUCAGGGUGUUUGUGUUUGUUUUGUGGUUUGGUCUUUGUGGUUGCAGAUUGAUGAGGUGAGAUCCAUCUGCUGUUUAUUUGUUUGGCAAAUUUUCCAUUCUAUUUAGCGAUUGUCAUUAUUUUGCAUUGGGCACUUGUUUGUAUUGUCCUGGUGCAGUGGGGGUGCUUUUGCUUGGUUUGUGAGCGUGUUAGCAUGGUGGGAGUGCUUUUGCUGAGUUGGGUUGUUUGUUGAUGUUUGAUUAUGGUGGGAGUGUCUUCUGCCCAUUGACAUCAUGGUUUGGGCAUGUCCAAUUGUUGUUGUGAGUUGCUGUACUAUGUUCUGUUUGGUGGUGAGUUGUUGCGUCUUUGUUACCGGGUUAUCUUGGUGUACCCAGAGAGUUUUGUACAGUGGCGAUGAUGAUCGUGAUGUGUUGGGGUGAAUCUUUCCUUUUUCACGUCAUGUCUCAUCCUACCUUGACAGUUCUUCUCUGCAAUACUUUUGAGAAUGAUGCCAGGGCUUGUUGAGGUACAAGGCUAUCAUAUUUGUGGGAUAUUGCAAUUUGCAAGGUAUGAAGUAGCUGCUUGUCUGGUUAUUUUUCCUAUCUCUGUACGUCGUUUCCAAAACUCAAAAAGUACUGUGCGCAAUACUACGGUACGGGGACGUACAGUAAUGCUGCAUUGUCACUGUUCGCUGUUGACUCUAAGCAGUGUUCGAAAACGGAAAAAGCUUGCAAAAUCAACAUCAAGAAAAACGACGGCGACGGCGGCGACGACAUAAAAAGCUCAACGCACCCAUAAAGUACCCUUCUUCUCUUAUCCCUCCUGCGAAGUAUAUCAGUGAGGAAUCGCAUCAUCAAUCUAUUAGUGGAAAGUACAUGUCAAAUUCCGAAAAGGAAAGUGGAAUAAGGAAAAAGAAAAGAAAAUUGACUGUAGAAUGGUUCGACGACGUUCAAAGCGCAAAGCAACGGUUCUGGAAGGUCUAACGAAGGCACAUGGGGGACUACGCCGAUCUAAAAGAAAACUAGCACUAAAGAAGGAUGAAUUCAAAAUUUACGGGGAUGAUUAUGGGAUACUUCCGUCCGACUGAUCCCACGUAGGUAAGGAAUCUUCAUUGUUGUUCCUUUGUUCAAUGAAAGAUAUUUGUGCCGAGCAUGAUGCACUUAGCAUCUUGUUUUGUUUCGUCCUCUUAUAUCUCUCUUGCUGUUGAAUAUUCUUUCUAAAUUAGCCGCAUCGGCUAUUCCAGGGAGGUAGGUUUCACAUUCAACUCUAAAUUUCAUGC